CGGUUGGUUUGUGAAGCGAUGAGAGAGACGUGACGAAAGCGGAAUAUGAUUAUGAUGAUGAUGAUGAGAACACCAGCGCGAGCAGAGUCUGACGACAGCAGAGUUUCGCCUUUCACUCGAGGAAAAAAAAGCUGCAGGAUCUUCCAGAAGAACCUUCGAGCUUAAACGACAUCGAGACCUUGAGUGCAUCACAGCCAAAGCGAGCGUUAUUGAAGCAGGAGCUUGUUUUAUUUCAUUCAAAAGUCCCAUCAUUUAUGGAUCUGCGGUGACCCGAUGCGCGCACCAAACAUCCAGAGCUAAAACCAGUGAUGGCAUCUUACCAUAGCUUGGACGAUGACGCAAUGGCUUUGAUGGUCCACGACACGAACGCGGUGAAGAAAGAAGAGUUCGCGAAGGACGCGCCGCUCCAAGAGCCGAGUUCUGAGAAGGUGGAUGCGUCUCAGAAGCCGCCUUACUCCUACGUGGCUCUGAUCGCCAUGGCCAUCCGGGAGAGCGCGGAAAAGAGACUGACCCUCUCCGGCAUCUACCAGUACAUCAUCACCAAAUUCCCUUUCUACGAGAAAAACAAGAAGGGCUGGCAAAACAGCAUCCGACACAACUUGAGUCUCAACGAAUGCUUCAUUAAAGUUCCGCGUGAAGGCGGAGGGGAGCGCAAGGGCAACUACUGGACUCUGGAUCCGGCCUGCGAGGAUAUGUUCGAGAAGGGCAACUACCGGCGACGGAGGCGCAUGAAGCGCCCUUUCAGACCGCCAGCGGCUCACUUCCAGCCGGGAAAGGCUCUCUUCGGCGGGGAGGGGUACGGUAGCUUCCUCCCCGCGCCCAAGUAUCUCCAAUCCGGGUUCAUGAACAACAGCUGGCCGCUUGCGCAACCGGCGCCGCCGAUGAGUUACGCGUCUUGCCAGAUGGCCAACGGCAAUAUGGGUGCCAUGAAAGGUCUGUCAGGUCCGUCUUACAACCCGUACAGUCGAAUGCAAGCCAUGGGGCUGCCGAGCAUGAUGAACUCGUACAGCGGGAUGGGGCACCACCAGCACCAGGCGCCGCCGGCGGCGCAGCAGCCCUCGCCGGUCGCGUCCAACUCCGCGGCCGCUCUGCAGUUCACCUGCUCCCGCCAGCCGCCGGAGCUCUACUCGUACUGGGACCACGAGGUCAAAAACUCCUCGUUGCACUCGCGGAUUGACAUUUGAACCGAGGGAAUGCGCGAAGGGGACUUGGAACUGGGUCUGUUUUACGCAUCCAGCAAGGUAAACAGGGUGACUUUUUGUUGCUGAAGAACAAACACAGAUCUAAACUAUCUCAGUUCCCACAGAUGUUCUGGACUGCAUGGAUAAAGUUUUUUUUUCUUCUUUUUUCUAAAUCAGUAGUUUUUGAUGUGAUCGCUUCAGGAUAAACGCGUUUUACGACAAAAAUGCCUUCAGUUUCCUGAUCGAAAUUCAUUUGAGGACAGAAUAGAACGAAAAGCAUUGGCGAGAUUGUUUGGGACCAUUGUGAUUUUUACGUUUUUGGAUUGUCAAACCAGCACUUAAUAAUUUCUAUUUGCUUUCAAUAAACUGUUUUGAUUAAAAUGUCUUCGACACUCGAUCACUGAAAAAAUAAACAAAGUGUAAUGCGCACUCUUAAAAUAAAGGGUGUUUAUUGGCAUCAGUUUUUAAAAUAAAUGUAAAGAGAUUUUAAAAUCCAUGCAAUCUUUCUAUUGCACUAAAUGUUCUUUAUAUUGAAAAAAAAGCUUCUUAAGAUUAUUAAAAUGAUCUUAACACUAAGAAAAAUGUUUCUUUUAAGAAAUGUUCUUUGAGCAACCAAAACUCAAUGCAAAAGAAAAACAGCCCUUUGUUUUUAAGAGUGUAUUCAGCCAAAAAUGUUUAUUUUUUUUAUUCUAGAACGACUCUUUCGUGUCAUUUAGAUAUGGAAAGAUCAGAUUCACAGAUUCCAGCUUGUUAGGUAUUAUUUUUUCAGAAAGAUCUUUUCAAAUCAAGAGAAAGAAACUUGAUGUGAGACGGUUCAGUCGGUGCUGUUAUUCUAAAAUAUACCCUUUUUACAAAAAAAGAGAUAAAAAUGACAUCAAAACGCGCUUUAAAAUAAUAUGAAAAACACUUGAUUAGAAUAAUUGAUAUUCCUGCUUCUGGAAAGAUUUGAUUAUGAUAAUGAAUCAGUGUAAAUGUAACUGUAAGCCCGUGAGCUGAUGAUAGUCUUCAGUUCUGUUUUAUUUCGUUCUGCGUAAAUAAACUCAAUUCAUAUAAUGUAUCAGUGUUUAGUGUGUUCUGUCACGAUCUCUGAAAAAAUGUUUACAAGAAAACGUAAUCUUAUAGUUCUAGUUCAAAACGAUGUUUGGAUUUUGAUUUAAAUAAACUAUUAUUUAAAAAGAAGAAGAACUGGUCAAUGCAUUUUAUUCUUUUUUUUCUCUCGUUUCAGUAGAUACAUAAAACAUAACAUUUCUCGUGAACUUCAUUGCCCCAUGUUAUUUUUAUAUUUUGUAGACAAUUAAAUAUUUAUUAUCUAAACUUUCUGUUAGGCCUACUUAUUCUGAACACGGCCGAGCAUUUAAUUUCAGUCUGUCUGCUGGUUCUGGCUUUUCAUAAAAAUAUCAACAAUAACUCAUAAAUACAUUUCAUCUGUUUCUCUCAAGCAAAUCGAAUGUAAAAGUGAAAAUUAAAUCGUGUACAACUGCCGAAAUUGUCUUUUUAGAGCAUAUGCGAGAAUAAUAGCCCUACAUUAUAUGAAUAACAGUAUAUGGAUUUUAGAAAUAAUAUGCAUUAAAAUACAAUUACAGUGAUUGCAAUAAAAACAGAAGUGACUGAUGCCAACAGAAGGAAAUGUCAUUAUUUAUGUAUGAAUUCUGUAAUAAUGUUGGCAGUGAGUGUCUGUGAUCGAGGCCUGCUUUAAUGAAAGUUCAUGAGAAAUCGCGCUCCAUAUUUUCACAUCAGAGCAAAACAACAGCUGAAACUCCUGUCGCGAGACUCAAGAAAACCCAAGCAAACUGGAAAUUAACGAGACAUGGAAAAAAAUGUUUUAUUUGUUAUUAUUUGUUUGCCUUUGUUACAUUAACUAAACAUGCAAAUGUGCAUCUCCUCAGAUUUAUUGCC
This is a messenger RNA of Cyprinus carpio (common carp), 3077 nucleotides long. It is a transcript of the gene foxl2b, whose product is annotated as forkhead box L2b. The record is from RefSeq and is a predicted model, not a curated record. Lineage: Eukaryota; Metazoa; Chordata; Actinopteri; Cypriniformes; Cyprinidae. Gene Ontology annotation, biological process: anatomical structure morphogenesis; cell differentiation; regulation of transcription by RNA polymerase II. Gene Ontology annotation, molecular function: RNA polymerase II cis-regulatory region sequence-specific DNA binding; DNA-binding transcription factor activity, RNA polymerase II-specific.